AUGUCCUGCUUGCUUCAACACAAGAAACAUUGCCAUAUCCUCAUCCUCAUGGACUUUGUUCAGCACAAGGACACUCCCAUAAUCAAGGCCAACAACGGGGGCCAAAGCUAUGCCCUCCUGGUCUCCCUUCUGCUUUUCUUCCUCUGCCCUUUGCUUUUCAUUGGUCGGCCUCAGACGGCAACAUGUCUCCUUCGCCAAACGGCUUUUGGCAUCAUCUUCUCGACCGUGUCUGAUGUCCCAGUGGCUACAUGCAAAAUCCGUUACCCUCUGCCAAUAAGUCACCGGUAUUAUCAUCCAGGGGACCUCACCAUUGCUGGCAUUAUUUCUCAAGUCUACACAUUUUCCGACCCUGUGACCUUCAAUCAGCAUCCAUCUCAUGACCUCCUGGACGAGAUUGGAUUUGUGACUCAGAUGUAUCAACAUACCCUGGCCUUUGCCUUUGCUGUAAUGGAGAUCAACGAAAAUCCUCAGAUAUUACCCAACCUCUCCCUGGGCUUCCACAUCUAUAAUAGCCAUUUUGUUGCCAGUUGGACUUACCUCGCCUCACUGGAGCUCGUCUCCACAUGGACCAACUUCAUCCCUAACUACAAGUGUGAUAGUAAAGAUAAUAUUGUUGCAGUCAUUGGGGGACCCGAUUCAGAUGCACAGCCUCUUUCUUUGUGCAAUGAACUCUGCCAUAAAGGUCACAGCAAGACCAAGAAGGAAGGGAAGCCAUUUUGUUGUUAUGAUUGCCUUCCGUGCCCAGGAGGAAAAGUUUCAACGCAGAUGGACAUGGAUUCUUGUUCCCAGUGUCCAGAUGACUCCUAUCCCAGCAAAGCCCAGGAUCAGUGCAUUCCAAAAAUUGUCAGCUUCCUAUCUUUCCAAGAGCCUUUGGGGAUCACGUUGGCCAUUUUUGCCCUUUUAUUUUCCUCCAUCACGGCCCGGGUCCUCGUGGUCUUUGUUCAGUACAAGGACACUCCCAUAGUCAAGGCCAACAACCGGGGCCUCAGCUACACCCUCCUGGUCUCCCUACUGCUUUCCUUCCUCUGCCCAUUGCUUUUCAUUGGUCGGCCUCAGACGGCAACCUGUCUCCUUCGCCAAAUGGCUUUUGGCAUCAUCUUCUCGGUGGCUGUUUCUUCUGUGGUGGCCAAAACCCUCACUGUGGUCCUUGCUUUCAUGGCCACCAGGCCAGGCUCUCAGAUGAGGACAUGGGUGGGGAAAAGGCUGGCCUUCUUUAUCGUGCUUUCCUGCUCCCUCCUUCAAACCACUCUUUGUACUGUGUGGCUGGCAAGCUCUGCUCCCUUCCCAGAUCUGGACAUGCACUCUCUGCCUCAAGAAGUGGUCCUAGAGUGCAGUGAAGGCUCCCCUGCCAUGUUCUACUGCAUCCUGGGUUUCAUCGGCCUCUUGGCCAUGAUCAGCUUUACGGUGGCUUUCCUCAGUAGGAACCUUCCAGACAGUUUUAAUGAAGCCAAAUUUAUUACUCUCAGCAUGCUGCUCUUUUGCAGUGUCUGGAUCUCUUUUGUUCCAGCCUACCAGAGCACAAAAGGGAAAUACACAGUGGCUGUGGAGAUCUUCUCUAUCUUAGCCUCAGCUGCUGGAUUAUUGGUCCUCAUUUUCUCCCCCAAACUCUACAUUAUCCUGAUAAGACCUGAGCUGAAUAACAGGCAACAGCUCACAAGAAAAGUCCUUAUAAAGUGA
Molecule: messenger RNA, 1677 nt
Organism: Candoia aspera
Lineage: Eukaryota; Metazoa; Chordata; Lepidosauria; Squamata; Candoiidae
Product: vomeronasal type-2 receptor 26-like
Exons: 5
Coding region: 1-1677 (558 amino acids)
Biological process (GO): G protein-coupled receptor signaling pathway
Cellular component (GO): plasma membrane
Molecular function (GO): G protein-coupled receptor activity
Source: RefSeq, a predicted model, not a curated record